This is a messenger RNA of Chaetura pelagica (chimney swift), 1842 nucleotides long. RefSeq names its product grainyhead-like 2 (Drosophila) (gene GRHL2). The transcript is spliced from 16 exons. Gene Ontology annotation, biological process: neural tube development; regulation of transcription by RNA polymerase II; brain development. Gene Ontology annotation, cellular component: nucleus. The record is from RefSeq and is a predicted model, not a curated record. The coding region runs from base 1 to 1842 and encodes 613 amino acids. Gene Ontology annotation, molecular function: DNA-binding transcription activator activity, RNA polymerase II-specific; RNA polymerase II cis-regulatory region sequence-specific DNA binding. Lineage: Eukaryota; Metazoa; Chordata; Aves; Apodiformes; Apodidae.
AUGUGUAACAAGCGACUUGUGGCCUUAGGGUCAAAUGACACUUCAUUCAACACCAGACGAGCCUACACCAGCGAGGAUGAAGCCUGGAAGUCAUAUUUGGAGAAUCCCCUUACAGCAGCUACCAAGGCUAUGAUGAGCAUAAAUGGUGAUGAGGACAGUGCUGCUGCUCUUGGCCUAUUGUAUGACUAUUAUAAAGUUCCCAGAGAUAAAAGGCUGUUGUCUGUUAACAAAGUGAGUGAUAAUCAAGAAGACCAAGAUAAAAGAAAUUGUCUUAAUAGCACGGAAGCUCAGAGUAAUUUAAGUGGGGGAGAGAACCGCGUGCAAGUCCUGAAGACGGUGCCAGUUAACCUCUCCUUGAACCAGGAUCCUCUGGAGUCAUCCAAAAGGGAAUACAACACAAGUGUAUCUGGGAGCUCGACACCCAUCACAGGGACUGGAGUGACUGUGGUUAAAGCAGAGGAGUUCACCCCUGUUUUUAUGACCCCACAAGCACACUAUACCAGAGGAGAAAAUGAGGAGCACCGUGGAGUUAUCUUUGAACCAUACGAAGUGUCCAACAUUGCUCCCCACACAAACUAUCUCAAGGAUGAUCAGCGCAGCACUCCAGACAGUACAUACAGUGACACCUUCAAAGAUGGAGGAACAGAAAAGUAUCGCAGUGUGUCCGUGGGGGCUGAGGAAUAUAUUUAUGAACAAACAAGCAGCACUUUUCAGUAUACACUAGAAGCUACCAAAUCUCUGCGCCAAAAGCAAGGAGAGGGGCCCAUGACCUACUUGAACAAAGGACAGUUCUACGCCAUCACCCUGAGCGAGACGGGUGACAACAAAUGUUUCCGGCAUCCCAUCAGCAAAGUCAGGAGUGUGGUUAUGGUGGUCUUCAGUGAGGAUAAAAACAGAGAUGAACAGCUCAAGUACUGGAAAUACUGGCAUUCUCGGCAGCACACUGCUAAACAGAGGGUCCUCGAUAUUGCUGAUUACAAGGAGAGUUUUAAUACCAUUGGGAAUAUUGAAGAAAUAGCAUUCAAUGCUGUGUCCUUUACUUGGGAUGUCAAUGAGGAGGCAAAGAUUUUCAUCACAGUGAAUUGUUUGAGCACAGACUUCUCCUCACAAAAAGGAGUAAAAGGCCUUCCUUUAAUGAUUCAGAUCGAUACAUACAGCUACAACAACCGCAGCAAUAAACCCAUCCACCGAGCCUACUGCCAAAUCAAGGUUUUCUGUGACAAGGGAGCAGAAAGGAAAAUCCGAGAUGAAGAGAGGAAGCAGAACAGAAAGAAAGGCAAAGGCCAGGCAUCCCAAGCCUCCUGCAAUAACUCUGAAGGGAAGUUGAGUGCAUUCCCUCUGCAAAAAAAGAGUGAUAUCACCUUCUUCAAAACAAUGGCUGACCUGGAUUCCCAGCCGGUUCUCUUCAUACCAGAUGUUCACUUUGGAAACCUACAAAGAAGUGGACAGGUUUACUAUAAUACAGAUGAUGAAAGAGAAGGUAGCAGCGUCCUGGUGAAAAGGAUGUUUCGGCCCGUGGAGGAGGAGUUUGGUCCAUCUCCUUUGAAGCAAAUGAAAGAAGAAGGCCUGAAAAGAGUGCUUUUGUAUGUGAGGAAGGAGACAGAUGAGGUGUUUGAUGCUUUGAUGCUGAAAUCACCCACAGUAAAGGGGUUAAUGGAAGCGAUCUCAGAGAAGUAUGGGCUUCCAGUUGAAAAGAUUGCAAAACUUUAUAAGAAGAGCAAAAAGGGUAUCUUGGUAAAUAUGGAUGACAACAUUAUUGAGCACUACUCCAAUGAGGACACAUUCAUCCUGCACAUGGAGAGCAUGGUUGAAGGCUUCAAGAUCACACUGACAGAGAUCUAG